Molecule: messenger RNA, 989 nt
Organism: Neohortaea acidophila
Lineage: Eukaryota; Fungi; Ascomycota; Dothideomycetes; Mycosphaerellales; Teratosphaeriaceae
Exons: 3
Coding region: 96-896 (266 amino acids)
Source: RefSeq, a predicted model, not a curated record
CGUCAGCUCAUUCCCCCUACGCAGUUUUCUUCUGUCAAGCAAGCCGCUUGUACUCGUAAUUGCGAUUCUAGCUUUCUCGCACCCGUCUAGCAGCUAUGACGACUAAGCCUUCUGAUGCGCCAUGGGCAGACGAGCCUUACAAGCUGCUGGCCACUCCAUCGCAGGCCAACCACGACGAGCAUGCCUACUUAUACACCGCAUCUGAGAUGACGCACGCGCACAAUGCGGUCAUCCGCGGAUUGAAUGCUAUCGUGCAACAAGCACCGCAUGUUCCCGAUGCUACGGACAAAGCCUACAACGAGCGUGAUGUCAAGGAUCUUCUGUUCUAUGUCAAAUCAUGGACAAAGAUGGUGAACCAUCAUCACUGGGUCGAGGAGUCCUUCAUCUUUCCCGAGAUUGAGAAAAUCCCCGGUUGUUCUGGCAUGACGAAAGAUCCUCGCCAUCAACACGAUCUUUUCCACCCCGGAAUGGACCGUUUGCUAGCCUAUGCCGAGAGCACAAAGCCAGCCGAGUACCGUUGGAACGGCGACGAUGGAAUGAAGGAGAUCAUCGAUUCUUUCGCUCAAUACCUCACAGAUCAUCUACACGCCGAGAUUGAUGUAUUCCUCGGCAUGAAGGACGUUGACAGUGCUAGCCUACGUCGUGCUUGGGACCACGGAGAGGUUGUCGCAAAGCAGACCGGGAACAUUGGCAUGCUGUACGACGUAUUUCCGGCCGUGCUGGGAGCGAUUGACAAGACCUACGAAGGCGGCCACCCAUUCCCGCCGCUUCCAUGGGUACUUCCAUAUCUCAUCAAGUACUGGUUCGCGGCGGGUAAUGGCGCCUGGCGUUUCAAUCCAUGUGACUUUUGGGGGCGUCCGCGGCCAUUGCACUUCGCUCUUCAGCCGCGGCUUUGAUGAGUGAGUUGGUCCUGAAGGUGAUGGAGUAGGACAGAGGCUGAUCACGUUCCAGCGCCGCAGAUUGUCGCCGAUGGUACUUGCAGCGUCACG